AUGGAUAGAAUAGAAUCAGCAGCAGCCAGGGAGUCGAGUACUGAUUACAAUAAUAACUCGAACUCAGUAGUGGUUCCAGUUGCUCAGAGUCCUCAACCACAAAAUCUCACUCCACCAUCUCCACUUUGGGUACUCAAGGAGCACUACCAAAAAUCUGGAGUACAUAGAAAGGUGGUGGCGGAAGUCAUAGCGACGUAUCUGCUGGUGUUUGUGACGUGUGGUGCGGGUGCAAUCAAUGGAAGUAAUCCACAGAGAGUGUCGCAGCUGGGAGCAUCGGUGGCUGGUGGCCUCAUUGUCACAGUCAUGAUCUACACCGUCGGCCACAUCUCCGGUGCGCACAUGAAUCCCGCAGUCACCCUUGCUUUCACUGCUCUUCGACAUUUUCCAUUGAAAGAGGUUCCGUUGUAUGCAUUAGCUCAAUUUACGGGAGCUAUUGCAGCUUCAUUUACGCUACGAGAAGUUUUACACCCAAUAAAACGUCUUGGCACAACAUCACCAUCUGGGUCAGAUGGCCAAGCCUUAGCAAUGGAAAUUGUUGUCACUUUUGUUAUGAUGUUUGUCACAUCUGCCGUCGCAACCGAUACUAAAGCCGUUGGCGAGCUAGCUGGUAUAGCUGUUGGUUCAUCUGUGUGCAUAACAUCAAUCUUAGCUGGACCAGUAUCAGGUGGAUCGAUGAAUCCAGCAAGAACACUAGGCCCAGCACUUGCCAGUAACUACUACAAAGGUAUUUGGGUGUAUAUGGUGGGACCAUUCAUCGGGACACUGCUCGGUGCUUUGACUUAUAAAGUGAUUAGGGUCAGUGACAGGCCUGCCCAUGCAAUGACGCCCUCCUUUUCAUUCAAAUUUCCACGAAGAAAGAGCAGCAGCCACUUGGACCGAAGAGACUCUCAGAGUUCGGUUUGA
Messenger RNA from Humulus lupulus (European hop), 903 nucleotides. Its product is annotated as aquaporin NIP2-1-like. Gene Ontology annotation, biological process: transmembrane transport. The transcript is spliced from 5 exons. Gene Ontology annotation, molecular function: channel activity. The record is from RefSeq and is a predicted model, not a curated record. Gene Ontology annotation, cellular component: membrane. NCBI's taxonomy places the organism in Eukaryota, Viridiplantae, Streptophyta, Magnoliopsida, Rosales, Cannabaceae. Bases 1 to 903 code for a protein of 300 amino acids.